AUGGGUGAAUCAGUUUAUUCAUCGUGCAAAAGUGGCAUACCAUUUUCAGUGAGAGUAUGUCCACGAGUGGCUGAAACUGCGCCUCACCAAUCGAAACAAUUUUCGCAGUUUUUAUUUGACUGCGGUGCAACAAAUAACGCAACGACUUCACCACCUUGUACGACGGCUGCUGUUGGUUUACCAGCACUACCUGAUUACAUAUUAGCAGCUGCGUUUGCGUCGCAUUCACCUUUGUUGGCUCCACCGAAUACGGCACCGUCACAACAGCCCAGUUCCGUACAGCUGACAAGUUCAUCGUCGACGACAUCAUCAUCCGAUUCGUCUUCACUUCUUUUCACAGCUAGUCAGCUCUUCGCUGCUACUAAUUCCCAUCAAGACGUCACUGCGGUUGCAGUUGUGGCUGCUGCGGCACAACAAUUGCAGCAACAAGUGGCUGCCGCAGCCAGCAUUACCGUGCAACCAUCUUCACAUAGCACUUCUACUAAUGCCAUUGCUACUGCAGGUAACACUCAUCGAGCAACGCUUAAUUGUACUCUUACGGCUGCACCGCGACAACGCAAUGUUUCCGUUGGAUCACCAUCGCCAUCAACCGCAAUAGCAUCAUCACCUAAUGUCACUGCUGCUUCGGUAAAGCCGAUUCCUUUCUUUGCUACUUCUGGAACGUUGAGUACAACUCCGUCAUUCGUACGUCCAUCUGCAUUCUCAGUGGUCACUAAUCUGGCUGCUUCGUGCUCAAGCACUAGUGCACAAUCAUCCUCGCCAUCAUCCUCAUGUGCUGGUGGCGUUUCAUCAAGUGUCCAUCAACAAACGCUGCAUUCGAGCACAACACAGCAGCAACCAGCCAUCAGUCGAGCAUUACUUGAACAGGUCGUUCAACCGGCACGACCUCAACCUAUUGUCCACUCGGUCAACAUUGAUUCGUCGCCAUCUGCUUCACAACAACAGGUGGGUGGUGUUCACAGUCAACAUAUGAAUACAACGGCAGCAGCAGCGCUUUAUCCUCAACUAAUGUGUUUACCGGUUUUGCUUGAUCGUUUUGGGCCGCAUAUUCUUCGAUCACAAAUGAAUCCGGCUCAGUUCAAGGCAAUCCCUAACAAUGAGCGUGUGGAUUUGGCGCGAUUCCGUGCUAGGGAACCACAGGACUGGUCAAUGGAAGAUGUGAUCGCGUGGAUGUUGGAUGUUGCCAAGCGAAAUCAUAUUCCCUUUGAGGAUCUCGAAAUGCAAAAAUUCGCUAGUUGCACAGGACCAUUAUUAUUGCUAAUGACUGAACAGAACUUCAGGGAUCGAGAUCCCAACUAUGGUUCUCUGUUGUUUUCCGAAUUUCGUCGUCUCGUCAGAGAUGAAAGUUUUAUCGAUGAUUGGAUGCGUGUAUAUAAAGAAUCUGAAGAGGAACCGCAACCGAGCACAAAUCGAGUUUACGACCCAUCGAGGAUGUCAGCAUCAAGCGUUUACAACUUCACCACCUCAUCACCGCUUUCUCCAUCCAUUCUGUUAACUCAUCAGCAGAUUGCCUCUACGAGUGCACAACCACAGAAUGCGUCACCAUUACCGUCCACUCUGCCCUCUACAUCGUCAUCGAAACUUCAUGCUGGUGCAUCAACCAGUUCUGAUUUUGAUUCACCUGCUUUUUCCGAUGAAGCUGUUCUGCACGGAGUGAAUUCAAAGAUAAAGAAGAAUAAGGAUGGUAAACCACGAAAGCGAUCACAACAUACAAAAGGAAAUAAAUUGUGGGAAUUCAUUCGAGAUGCGCUAAAGGAUCCUUCAACAUGCCCGAGUGUCGUCAGGUGGGAAGAUCGAAUCGAAGGUGUUUUCCGAAUAGUUGAAUCGGAAAAAUUGGCCAGGUUAUGGGGUGAGAAGAAGAAUAACCAAAAGAUGACAUAUGAGAAGCUGAGUCGUGCUAUGCGGACAUAUUAUGAAAAACAAAUCCUGGUACCUGUGCCCAAAACUGGUCUCUAUCCAAAAAAAUUGGUCUACAAAUUUGGUCCAAGCGCGCACGGUUGGGAUGCACCGUUAUCUGUUAAAAUGGAGCAUUGUGCUUGA
Messenger RNA from Anisakis simplex (herring worm), 2040 nucleotides. Lineage: Eukaryota; Metazoa; Nematoda; Chromadorea; Rhabditida; Anisakidae. The record is from the annotation of a GenBank genome assembly.